Messenger RNA from Rhododendron vialii, 2986 nucleotides. Its product is annotated as transcription termination factor MTERF2, chloroplastic. Bases 198 to 2153 code for a protein of 651 amino acids. The record is from RefSeq and is a predicted model, not a curated record. Lineage: Eukaryota; Viridiplantae; Streptophyta; Magnoliopsida; Ericales; Ericaceae. Gene Ontology annotation, molecular function: double-stranded DNA binding. Gene Ontology annotation, biological process: regulation of DNA-templated transcription. The transcript has 7 exons.
UUCUUGUCUUAUGACGAGAGGUAGGAUUUAUCCAGUCCCCUGCCGCCUUCACAAAAACGACUUCCGAGGGUUUAUUAAGGUGGGGGGUUUUGAUUUCGUUUGAACAAACAAAUAAAGGAGGAGAGAAGAUAGAGGCGGCACUGGCACUGGCACUGGCACUGGCAGCGGAGGAGGAGGAGGUGGUUGUGCCUGCGUAAAUGACUACUCCAACUCCUACAAGAAUUCUUCCCGCACCGCCUUGUUACUAUGCGACCUAUAAUUCCCCACGGGCACCACCCAACAACAAUUCCGGUUCUUACUACAAUAUUGGUACCUGCAGCAAUCUUUCCCUUGUUCUUCCCUCCUCCUCUAAAAUCAACCUCGCUCUUUGGUACAAAUCUUCUUGCUCUCCCCCCAAAAUCAAUAUUUUCCUCUGCUGCUGUAAUCAUAAUAAUCAUCUUCCUCCUCUUCCCCUGGAGCCCAACGGCGUCGACUCUCAGGACUCUUGUACCCUAAAACAACAAGAAGAAGAAGAAGAAGAAGCAACAGCAACAGCAACAGCAGCAGCGAGAGAAGCAAUCUCGGAAAUUCUUCUAGAGUUUGGGGCUUCCAAGGAGGACUCCAUUGACAUUGCUCUGCGAUCACCUAAAUACUUGGCCAUGCUUGUUGAUAGCGUUCGCGAAUUAGAUGACCUCUCCCUCUGGGAUUCCUUGACCAGAAGGACCGGCAGCCAAGAAGAAGAAUCAAUUCCCCUCUCAUUAAAAGAUAAGGUGUACUACAUGGCCAAGGAGAAAGCCGACAAAGGCAAGAUUCCCUUUCUGGAGAGCCUCGGCCUUGGUCUUCCAUCCGCUACACAUUUGGCACGUCGUCUCUCUUCCCAGACGCUUCCUAACCUCAUUACCAAGGUUAAGUACGUGAAAGAAAUGUUCUUUCCUAACAGUGACGAUGGAGGGCUUAUUGGGAAGAAGGCUCGCCGUAUGAUGAUGUACCUAUCAAUCCCUAUUGAUGAGGACGUGGAGCAAACCUUAUCAUUUUUUGAGAAGGUUGAAGCAAGGCGUGGAGGUUUGGACAUGUUGGGGUCCAGAGAUGCCACUUUUCAAUACCUCAUUGAAUCAUUUCCACGUCUUCUUUUGCUAUCAUUGGAGUACCAUAUGAAGCCAAUGGUGAACUUCCUUGAAAGUAUAGGAGUGCCUAGAGGAUGCUCGAGGAGUAUUCUUAUAUUGUUUCCACCGAUUCUUUUCUACGACAUUGAGAAGGAUAUUAAACUGAGUAUCCAAGCUUUUAAGAAGGUAGGUGCAGGUAUCGAAGAUUUUGCUGGGAUGUUGCUGAAUUAUCCAUGGAUUCUUUCUAGAAGCAUUCAAGAAAACUAUGAAGAGAUCCGUUUUUUCUUUGAGAGGGAGAAGGUACCAAAAGUCAGCGUUGAUCUGGCAAUCAAAAGCUGGCCUCUUCUUUUGGGUUGUUCGGUGAGCAAGCUGAAGGUGAUGGUGGAACAGUUUGGGGAGUUAGGUGUUAGGAACAAGAAGUUGGGUCGGGUGAUCACAAGAAGUCCUCAGCUAUUACUACGGAAACCUCAAGAAGUUCUGCAGGUGGUUUCGUUCUUGAAAGAUUUGGGACAUGAAGAGGAAACCAUUGGCAGCUUAAUUGGUCGCCGUCCUGAUAUCUUCGCUGCAAGCAUUGAGAAAACUCUCAAGAAGAAACUUGAUUUCCUUGCUACGGUUGGCGUCUCUGAAAGCCAUCUUCCACGGGUUAUCAGGAAAUAUCCAGGGCUUUUUCUAUGUGCCGUUGACAGAGCUAUGCUUCCUCGAAUGAAGUACUUACUGGAGAUCGGGCUGUCAGAGAGGGAUGUUGCAUUUAUGGUCCGCAGGUUCUCACCACUUCUAGGCUACGAUAUUGACACGGUUUUGAGGCCCAAGGUGGAAUUCCUUGUGAACAUCAUGGAAAAGCCGUUGAAGAAUGUGGUGGAGUAUCCAAGGUACUUCAGUUACUCAUUGAAGAAGAAGAUAAAGCCCAGAUAUUGGUUGCUAAAGAGAAGGAAGGUUGAAUGUAGCUUGAAAGAUAUGUUAGGUAAGAAUGAUGAGGAAUUUUCAUCUGAGUUUUUGGAUGUUGAAAGGAUGCUUGCUUCCCCUUAUCUUGAAAAGGUGGCAGAUAUGCUGUGUAAGAAUGAUGGUGGUUGAAGAUGUGUGUCAGGUUUGAAGGAAUGAAGAGGAAUUUGCGUAGUGUUUCUAGGUGUUAGAAGGAUGCUUAUUUCAAAGCUUAGGCUAUUAGGAAAUGGGCCCUACUAUGCAGAUCAAGCCAUUCAACACCCUUCCUUAUGUGCUACCUUGUCUUGCACGUGGAGAUGCAAACAUCCAUACAUAUUGCGAAAGAGAGUAUAGGGGUGAAACAUGAUACAAUCGGGAAACAAAUGGAAACGGAGAGACUUGAACCCAAGACCUCUGCUCCCAAAAGUUCUUAAGCUAUUAGCAAAUGAGCCCAACAAUGUAUAUUAUGGUAUUCAACAGUCCAUUCCCUUGAUCUUCAAAUAGUGAUGGAGGACAGGAGGAAUGUAACUUCAAAUAUUUGUUCGGUUAGAGGUGCGGAUCAAUUGCCCUCCCCUAUGCUUCUAGGAGUACUGAUAGAUGAUUCUGCUCCUUUGUGCUCCUGUAUCUAUGAAAAGGUGGCAAGCUUUGUAAAAAAGAAAGGACAGUUGUUGUUGGUGGUUGUUUAUCUUCAGUUUCAGAGCGAAACUUCUUCUUAAUUUCUUGUUUUUUGAUACUACAGGAGAGAUUCAUAGAAGACAAGGCCUAUUAUGUCCAGAAAGUUGAGGGCAAAGUUGUUGGGUCCAGCUGCUCAAACUUUUAUCAUAGGACCGGAGUAUAAGGUUGUUCUUUUUCUAUCCUCUCAUGUGGAAACAAACGUGAGUGAUGCAAGAAUAAUGUGUACGUUUGUUUGUACGUACUAUUAAUAUUUCUACAUCAUGGGAUUAUAUUAGUAUUUAAGAUAAAGGGACUAAGCAAAUUGUUGAAAU